AUGUGGACUAACAGCACUGGUGCUCAAGAUGGAGUAUCACAGGCCAGUAAAAUUCCAGGUCGGAGGAAGAGAACGAGCUUCACUAAGGAGCACUUGGAACUCCUCCGAGUGGCUUUUAGUGUAGAUCCAUAUCCUGGUAUUAAUGUCAGAGAAAGUUUAUCUCAAGCCACUGGCCUCCCAGAGUCACGCAUCCAGGUGUGGUUCCAGAAUAAGAGGGCAAGAACCCUGAAGAACAGGACCAUUCGAGCCUCACCUCAACCAGAAGGGGCUUCUUCUUUGGCCAGUCCCUUCUUGCUCCCUGACAUGGUCAUUAUGAAGGAGAGUGGGCCAUUUAACAUCACCCAACCUGAGAUGAAAGACGUCGCUGAACAAGAUUGCUUCUUCACUGACGCGUCUCCUCCAAGUUUCAGCUUCAGUGUUUACUGCAGCACUCCAUCUGCAAGGCCCCGAGUAGACAGACUGAUGGGCACCAGCUCUAGCCCUUCCCCACUUCCGUCUGAUUCGGAUGCCACUCCAGUUGGCUGGGGCUCUGUGAGAAUCAAAGCCCAGCCAUCGCCGGAGCCUCUGUGGAGUUCGCAGCUACAGGGCAGUGGAAACACCAGUAGGAAUGGCAGCCAAGUUUUCCUGUACCCACCACCCCCUUACCCUCAUGGCAGUGUUAGGUAUGUUAGUUGCCUGAAUUCAGCAUCCACCUCCCCUGGCUCUCCUGAUUCUGCAUUUUGGGACAUGGGUAUGGAGAACUCCUCUCUGUGUACGUUCUAUUCUCAGCAUAGUAGUCUGUGGGAUGAACCAUCCCAAGAGGAGUCUUCAGCCCCACUGCCUAAUCUGUCUUCCCAGUGCCUGAAGGAAGUCCUUGGAGAGAUAGAGCCAGGCUGGUGGAACAUCAAUGGACAGAUGGACCUUUAA
Molecule: messenger RNA, 906 nt
Organism: Electrophorus electricus (electric eel)
Lineage: Eukaryota; Metazoa; Chordata; Actinopteri; Gymnotiformes; Gymnotidae
Gene: mxtx2
Product: mix-type homeobox gene 2
Biological process (GO): regulation of transcription by RNA polymerase II
Cellular component (GO): nucleus
Molecular function (GO): DNA-binding transcription factor activity, RNA polymerase II-specific; RNA polymerase II transcription regulatory region sequence-specific DNA binding
Source: RefSeq, a predicted model, not a curated record